This is a messenger RNA of Caenorhabditis remanei, 2328 nucleotides long. RefSeq lists its product as uncharacterized. Lineage: Eukaryota; Metazoa; Nematoda; Chromadorea; Rhabditida; Rhabditidae. Bases 1 to 2328 code for a protein of 775 amino acids. The record is from RefSeq and is a predicted model, not a curated record. The transcript has 17 exons.
AUGUUCACAGCUGAAGGUUUCUGUGUCCAAGCGAGGAGUCCAUUCCCAUUCGGAUCAGUUGUAAUCGCAUUUCAAGGAUCUUUGUUUCAGCUACGCAACAACUAUUUUCUCCUGUUUAAUAACCUUUUCUGGAUGUCUUCUUGUCUGAUCAACAAUUCGAUUCUUUUGGUCAAAUUAGUUCAAUUAAAAAUGUCUUUGAGUUUCCAAGCGAGGUCUCAGAAAUCAUACAAAGCGGAAGUGUCUCUUACUUUCACAACAUUCUCCAUGAUAUUCUCGUAUCUAUCGAAUUCAAUGAUUGUGAUAGCUGCACAGCUAGGUGGUGAAUUGUCAUACUAUGCAAUAAUGCUUCGUCCGUUUGGAAAUGAUUUGGAGACUUGUGUUGUUCCAUGGAUAAAUGGAAAACUAAUGAAAGCGGCUAUCCCAAUUAUCUCAAUAUAUCCAUUAUUCUUCACAUUUUUCAUGUUUCCAGCAGUUGGAUACUGUACUCAACCACUGUAUCCAUUCACUUUCGGUGCAAUUACUUUCCAUUUCGACGGAACUUGGUUUGGGGCAUCUCAUAAAGCUGAGAUUUCGCUGACUGUUACGAGUCUCUCAAUGACAUUUUCGUAUGUAACAAACGGAAUGAUUGCGCUCGGUAAUUUUAUUCUCCCAAAUUUGACAUUCUACUUCAUAGCUCUCCGACCAGUUAUGAAUGAUUUGGACACGUGUCUUGUUCCAUGGUUAUGCGCUAAAAUAGUAAAAUAUUCAACCCCGAUAAUCUUCGUCUAUCCAUUCCUAUUCACAUUCACUCUCAUUCCUGCUCUUGGAUUCUGUCGACAGCUUCUUGGCCCUUAUCAAUUCGGAGCUAUCUACAUUUUUUUCAGUGGAAACUUCAGUUGGUUCAAUAGUCUUGGCUUCUUCUUCUCCGAUCUAAUUGUGAUUCGUGCACCUUCCACUGGAAUAAUGACUUCAUGGUGUUACCGUCAAGAGCCAAAUCGUUUUCUGAAUAUUGUAUUCCAAGCUCAAGCUUAUUUCAAUUACUGUACAAUGUUUUAUCCAGUUUUGUUUUCUGUUGUUCGACUUGUCAUAACCUAUGUUCCAAAUAGACAUGAUGAAGUCAAUGCAAAAAUACUGAAAUUUGCUAUACCAGCAAUUCAAAUAUACCCAAUUUUGCUCCUUCUUCAUAUGAUUCCAGCUCUCGGAGUGUGUCGACAACAUUCAUCUCCGUAUAGCUUCGGAGCAGUCUACGUUCAUUUCAUCAAUUCUUGGAGAGGUAUUAUGAAUGCUCCAAUCACAGUUAUUAAUUCUGCAGUUUGGCUCACAACUUGCUUGAUUCUUAAUUUUAUUCUUUAUAGAAAAUUGAGAAAAUUGAAGACAGUGUCAUUAAGUCAGACUCAAACUCACCAAAAUAUAAGAAAUCGAAUAAUUGAAGUUUCUUUAUCUCUUACUACGCUUGCGAUGCUCUUCGCAUAUGCAACUAAUCUUGUUUUUCUGGGAUCAUUCAUGAUAGAUUAUGACAUCGCCACGUAUCUCGUUGUAUUCCGUCCAUUUGGAUAUGAUCUCGAACUAUGCGUAGUUCCAUGGUGUCUCAGUUUUUUCCUUUCCGAUUACAUAAUUAUUCGACUGCCAUCGACAGGAAUCAUGACUAAAUGGUGUUAUCAACAGUCCCCAAAUCGAUUUCUGUCGUUGAUAUUCACUUCUCAUAUCUAUUUCAGUUAUCCACUCAUGAUAUAUCCCAUUUUGUUGACUGUCGUUCGGUUCAUGCCAAUUCAUUAUCCACAUAAACAUCGAGAACUCAAUACAAAAAUCUUGUGCUACAGUAUCCCAAUCAUCCAUCUCUACUCAUUUCCGUUCAUUUUCUUUAUGUUUCCGGCUCUCGGAGUCUGUCGACAAUUUAUGAAACCAUAUCCAUUCGGAUCGGCAUUUAUUCAUUUCUAUGGGUCGUGGCAUGGAAUAAUGAACAUGCCAUUCCAAAUUCUCAACACUUGUUUCUGGUUGGUUCUCUAUCUGGGCAGUAACUUUUGUCUCCAUCGAGAGUUGCGAAAUUUGAAAUUGACUUCUCAGUGUCAUCUUCAUGCCAAUCAAAGUGCAAAAUAUCGAAGAGCCGAGUUCUCUCUGACUGUCACAACUGUGUCGAUGAUUCUUGCAUAUGUCGUAAAUAUUGUUUUUCAAGUAACAUUUCUGGUCGAUUAUCGUCUCGGAACCUAUUUUUCAUUACUCCGUCCUUAUGGAAAUGAUUUGGAAACUUGUGUUCUUCCUUGGAUAUUUUAUCUCACUCAUCCAGCAUUUCGAUCGAAACAAGGAUCAAUUACAUCUUCGAGUGGACAACAGAGAACAACUAUCACAUAA